Molecule: messenger RNA, 916 nt
Organism: Cercospora beticola
Lineage: Eukaryota; Fungi; Ascomycota; Dothideomycetes; Mycosphaerellales; Mycosphaerellaceae
Product: glutathione S-transferase family protein
Source: RefSeq, a predicted model, not a curated record
GUUCAACAAUUACAAACACGAGAAAGGCUGCCGACUAACCUAUAAAUCUGAAAGAAGGCUCUCCGCAGCUCGUCCAUCUUACCUCCUUGAAGCUAAAAUGUCGAACAUCCAUUUAUACACUACGCAAACGCCCAACGGCGUCAAGAUCUCCAUCACUCUCGAAGAGUUGGGCUUGAAAUACGAAUGGACGAAGAUCGACAUUAGCAAGAACACCCAGAAAGAACAAUGGUUUCUAGACAUCAAUCCCAAUGGUCGCAUCCCUGCACUCACGGACACCUUCACCGAUGGCAAGCCUAUCAGACUAUUUGAGUCUGGUUCGAUAAUGCAAUACCUGGUUGAUCGUUACGAUACCGAGCACAAGAUCAGCUACCCUCGUGACAGUCGUGAACAUGUCGAGGUGACCAACUGGUUGUUCUUCAUGAAUGCAGGCGUCGGGCCUAUGCAAGGUCAAGCGAACCACUUCGCCAGAUACGCCCCAGAGAAGAUCGAAUACGGGAUCAACAGAUACCAGAACGAGACCCGCCGCCUUUAUGGGGUCCUAGACAAGCAUCUUGAGUCAGCAAAGACCCCUUAUUUGGUUGGCGACAAGUGCACGAUUGCAGAUAUCGCUCACUGGGGCUGGAUCUCUGCUGGUGGCUGGGCAGGAAUCGAUAUCGAUGCGUUCCCAACACUGAAGGCUUGGGAAGAGAGGAUGUGGGCUCGCGAGGCAGUCCAGAAGGGAGCUAAUAUUCCUGAUCCGUACAAGAUGAAGGAAUUGCUGGCCGAUAAGGAGCAAAUGGAGAAGAAGGCUGCUGAAGCUCGAGCUUGGAUUCAGCAGGGGAUGAAGGAAGAUGCCGAUAAGCAUAAGAAGUAAGGUUUACAGUGGUGUAGAUGAAAGAGAGAGGAAUCGAACAUACUGAUGCAAUCUCACUUUGAC